UCUUUGCUGGCUUAUAUAACAAAAGAUGGACAGCAGUAGCAAAGAAAAACACCCACCUCCUCCGACAGAAGGCGGUGAAGCAUCGUCAAGGCAGGCAAUACAAAGUUUUCCUCAGCAGACGACACCAGGCAUCACUGAAGCAGACGACAGUACGACAUUUACCCCAGUCAGGCCUGUGUACUUACAGCACGACUUUGAUAAACAACAUGGAUAUUCAAAACAAAGUGUUACAACAGCCAGUCGCAUUCACCAACAAUGUCGGAAACACUGCACGUGUGGGUCAGGAUGCGUCCAGGGAUUUUUGCUGCGCCUGUUUCCCUUCGUGUCCAUAAUGAGGCAAUAUAAAUUCCCCCAGUGGUUCAUUGGUGACCUAGUGUCUGGGUUGACGGUGGGAAUAAUGCAUCUACCGCAGGGUAUGGCAUACGCCUUGUUAGCAGGUCUACCGUCCAUCCACGGUCUGUAUGUGUCCUUCUUCCCCCCGCUAGUUUACUUCUUCUUUGGGACGUCCAAGCACACUUCUCUAGGUACAAUGGCAGUGGUUUGUCUCAUGGCCGGAGCGGUCGUUGACAGACAAACCGUAUCAUGGACACCUCCUAUUUCGUCUCUUGACAUCUUAAACGUUUCAAGCUUUGCCAAUGACACCCCAGUUUCUGGAAACAUCACAUGUGAUGCCGAUACCAACUCUAACCAAGAGUGCGUGGACUUCAAGAUAGGUGUAGCAACUGCUUUGGCCAUGUUGGUUGGAUUCUGGCAGUUGAUGAAGGGAAUUCUCCGUCUUGGCUUUAUCACCAACUACCUCUCCGACCCCCUAAUUAGUGGAUUUACCACGGGGGCGGCCUGUCACGUGUUCUCUUCACAGAUAAAACAUGUCUUUGGACUCAGUAUUAAGGCGUCAGAAGUCACCAAUCCGUUUAAACUCGUCAAGUUUUACAUCCAAUUCUUCCAAAGUCUUCCACAGACUAAUCUUGCAGCUUUGACGACAUCUGUUAUAUGUAUUCUGGCUCUUGCACUUACCAAAGAAUGCAUCAAUGCCAGGUUCAAAUCUAAAAUGAAAAUGCCGGUGCCUAUUGAGCUGAUAGUGGUAAUCGUGUCAACAGUUGUAUGUUACUUUGCUAAACUAGACGAGGAAUUUAAGGUGACAGUGGUUGGGUACAUUCCUACAGGGAUUCCAGAGCCUACACUGCCACCUGUAGAACAUUUCUCAAAUUUGAUAAUGGAUGCUUUUGGAGUGUCAAUUGUUGCAUUCACCAUAUCAGUGUCAAUGGCAAAGAUACUGGCCCAGCAUCAGGCGUACACCAUCGAUGCUACCCAGGAACUUAUUGCCUAUGGAUUGAGUAAUGUGGUUGGUUCUGUUUUUUCCACAUUCCCGUGCUGUGUUUCUAUGUCAAGAAGUCUGGUGCAGGAGACAACUGGUGGAAGAACCCAGGUAGCAAGCUUGGUUUCCUGUUUAUUCAUAUUUAUUGUCAUACUAUUUGCUGGCUCACUUUUUAGGACACUUCCAAGAUGUGUUCUUGCUUCCAUCGUCAUCGUGGCACUGAAAGGCAUGUUCCUGCAGGUCAAAGAUUUAAGGAGACUCUGGAGGAUUUCAAAAUUUGAUUUUGCUAUCUGGACUGUUACGUUUCUGGCCGUAGUGCUACUGAACGUGGACUGGGGUCUGAUCGUUGGAGUUGGAUUCUCUCUCGUGACUGUUGUGUUUAGAACUCAGUGGCCGAGGUCAUCUGUGCUAGGACGAGUCCCGAAUUCAGAAAUAUACGUGGAUACCAAAUCCUAUGAGAAUACCAUACAAGACCCUGGAAUCAAGAUAUUCCGAUUUGAAUCUUCCCUGUACUACGCAAACGCUGAACGCUUCAGUCACAAGCUGUACUCAGCCACCGGAUGUGACCCUGGACUUUUGAUGACGUCACAGGACAGAGGUGAAGACAAGAGUGCGAAGGAGGGGGAAGAUGACCAGACACAACGUGGUCUUAGUGUUGGUCAGUCGACAGAGGAACUCGUACUGGACGUCGCAACGACAAAAAUCACAGAAAAUUCUGAGAAGAGGGUUGGCAACAGGGUGGCGCAACCUCCGAUCAAUUACAUCAUACUUGACUGCUCAGCUAUGACGUUUAUAGAUGACGUUGGUAUCAAGGUGCUGAAACAGGUUAUGUCUGAAUACAAGAAAGUCAACAUCUGUGUGCUGCUUGCUAUGUGUAGAGCCCAGAUCAGAGAUAUGCUACAGAAAAGCAACUUUAGUGACAAGUUUGGUGAUGAUUUUAUAUAUUUCAUGGUUCAUGAUGCCGUGAUGGCCGCAAUGGAGAGAGCGAAAAACACCAGGGAAAGCUGUAGAUGAUUUGUAACCGCAGAUGAUGGGUCCACCGUCUGACUGAUUGCCACCAUAGUCACACGAUGAGCAGUCCUCGAACAUGUACAGAUAGCAACUACAUUGAAAAGCAGGCUAACUUAUAGUCAAACUUUUUAUAGUAAAAGCACCAAAACUGCUAAACAGAAAUAUAUUUUAGUGAUUCCAAAAGGAUGUAUCUGAAAGAUCAAACAUAUUUUCCAAUUGAAAAGUUCUUGCCAUUAACGUGUAAUGGCGCAAUGUUACUCUUGUAUUUGUCAGUUUUUAUUUAAAGUCCCGUUCCAAUUUAACUUACAGUUAAUCGCCAUUUUUAUAUUUGAAAGAAGUAUCGGUAUC
Molecule: messenger RNA, 2674 nt
Organism: Lingula anatina
Lineage: Eukaryota; Metazoa; Brachiopoda; Lingulata; Lingulida; Lingulidae
Product: prestin-like
Biological process (GO): transmembrane transport
Cellular component (GO): membrane
Source: RefSeq, a predicted model, not a curated record